AUGGAUAAUUUAAGGCGGUAUUUAUAUUAUGAUGUUUUUCGGAAUUUUGAGCCGGGUGGAGACGACGAUCACCGUCCUCGACUUUUUCACGAUGCUGUGGACCCCUUUGAAGAGCUCUCAAAUGAUAAUUUUAUCAAAGUUUAUCGAUUGACUAAAGAGAGAGUAUCUCAAAUAAUUGACAUUGUGGCUCAUUAUGAACCUGCUCCAAGUAGGCGGUCAGCAUUGGACGUACGUACUAAAGUGCUCACAGCAUUAAGAUUUUUUGCAACUGGAAGUUACCAAUUAGAUGUUGGAUUGGGUCGAUAUUCAGCUGUUAGUCAGCCCUCAGUGAGUAGAUCCAUUCAUACAGUCAUCGACGUUUUCAAUCGAAAUGAAAUAUUUGCGGAAUAUGUCAGAUUCUACAGAAAUAUUGAAGAAGUUCGGGCAUCUCGUGAUAGGUUCUGGCGUCGAUUCCAGUUUCCCAAUGCAAUCGGUUGCAUUGAUGGGACCCACGUGGCAAUUGUCCCUCCCAAAAUUAAUGACCCAGUUCAUCCUGAGAAUGUGUACGUAAACCGCAAAGGGUAUCACUCAUUGAACGUGCAAUUGAUAUGUGAUGCUGAAUUCAAAAUUCUCAACGUCAAUGCCAGAUAUCCCGGGAGUGCCAACGAUUGUGCUAUUUGGAAUGACAGCAAUAUUCAACCGUUGAUGCGAAGAUUGCAUAAUUAUCGCAAUGAACGAUUCUACUUGCUCGGAGAUGCAGGGUACCCCUUACGUCCAUGGCUCAUGACACCAUUCAGGGAUCCAUUGGACAAUUCACCUGAAGCCGCUUUCAAUCGUGUCUUUUGUCGAGCAAGAUCAAUUAUUGAACGUGUCAAUGGAAUUCUCAAGAUGAGAUGGCGUUGUCUCUUGAAACACCGGGUUCUUCAUUACGACCCAACAACUGCAGCCAAAAUUACCAACACUUGCGUGGUUCUCCACAAUAUGGCUAUCAUGGAUGGCCUCAGAUUCCCAGCAGGAGAAGACGACCCAUAUGUAGGCAACGAGGAUUACGGCAUGAUGGACGAUGAAGUACUUGAUGAGAUGAAUAUGCUUAGAAGACGUGUUAAUCCCGAAUUAGCAGCUGGUCGAAGUCUUCGAGAUCGCAUUGUUCGACGAUGGUUUACGUGAGAAUAGAAGCGAAAAUUUUCAGUGUAAAAAACGUCCAAAGAGAGCCACGUGGACUUUUGAAGAAGAGAGA
Messenger RNA from Diachasma alloeum, 1216 nucleotides. Its product is annotated as putative nuclease HARBI1. Bases 1 to 1146 code for a protein of 381 amino acids. The transcript is spliced from 5 exons. The record is from RefSeq and is a predicted model, not a curated record. Lineage: Eukaryota; Metazoa; Arthropoda; Insecta; Hymenoptera; Braconidae.